Molecule: messenger RNA, 12282 nt
Organism: Closterium sp. Naga37s-1
Lineage: Eukaryota; Viridiplantae; Streptophyta; Zygnematophyceae; Desmidiales; Closteriaceae
Source: the annotation of a GenBank genome assembly
AUGCAUGUAGUUCCGCACCCCUGUGUCUCGCGAGAGCACCAUCCUCACGCCACCACGCAUCGUGUCCAUCUCACCAACUGCACCCCGUUUCUUUCUCGCUCCUCACAUUCGCUCCUCUCAUGCGCUCCUCUCAUUCGCUCCUCUCAUGCGCUCCUCUCAUUCGCUCCUCUCAUGCGCUCCUCUCAUUCGCUCCUCUCAUGCGCUCCUCUCAUUCGCUCCUCUCAUGCGCUCCUCUCAUUCGCUCCUCUCAUGCGCUCCUCUCAUUCGCUCCUCUCAUGCGCUCCUCUCAUUCGCUCCUCUCAUGCGCUCCUCUCAUUCGCUCCUCUCAUGCGCUCGUCACAUUCGCUCCUCUCAUGCGCUCCUCUCAUUCGCUCCUCUCAUGCGCUCCUCUCAUUCGCUCCUCUCAUUCGCUCCUCUCAUUCGCUCCUCUCAUGCGCUCCUCUCAUUCGCUCCUCUCAUUCGCUCCUCUCAUUCGCUCCUCUCAUGCGCUCCUCUCAUUCGCUCCUCUCAUGCGCUCCUCUCAUUCGCUCCUCUCAUUCGCUCCUCUCAUGCGCUCCUCUCAUUCGCUCCUCUCAUGCGCUCCUCUCAUUCGCUCCUCUCAUGCGCUCCUCUCAUUCGCUCCUCUCAUUCACUCCUCUCAUUCGCUCCUCUCAUGCGCUCCUCUCAUUCGCUCCUCUCAUGCGCUCAUCUCAUUCGCUCCUCUCAUGCGCUCCUCUCAUUCGCUCCUCUCAUGCGCUCCUCUCAUUCGCUCCUCUCAUGCGCUCCUCUCAUUCGCUCCUCUCAUGCGCUCCUCUCAUUCGCUCCUCUCAUGCGCUCCUCUCAUUCGCUCCUCUCAUGCGCUCCUCUCAUUCGCUCCUCUCAUGCGCUCCUCUCAUUCGCUCCUCUCAUUCGCUCCUCUCAUUCGCUCCUCUCAUUCGCUCCUCUCAUGCGCUCCUCUCAUUCGCUCCUCUCAUGCGCUCCUCUCAUUCGCUCCUCUCAUGCGCUCCUCUCAUUCGCUCCUCUCAUUCGCUCCUCUCAUUCGCUCCUCUCAUUCGCUCCUCUCAUGCGCUCCUCUCAUUCGCUCCUCUCGUUCGCUCCUCUCAUUCGCUCCUCUCAUUCGCUCCUCUCAUUCGCUCCUCUCAUUCGCUCCUCUCAUGCGCUCCUCUCAUUCGCUCCUCUCAUUCGCUCCUCUCAUUCGCUCCUCUCAUGCGCUCCUCUCAUUCGCUCCUCUCAUGCGCUCCUCUCAUUCGCUCCUCUGAUUCGCUCCUCUCAUGCGCUCCUCUCAUUCGCUCCUCUCAUGCGCUCCUCUCAUUCGCUCCUCCCAUGCGCUCCUCUCAUUCGCUCCUCUCAUGCGCUCGUCACAUUCGCUCCUCUCAUGCGCUCCUCUCAUUCGCUCCUCUCAUGCGCUCCUCUCAUUCGCUCCUCUCAUGCGCUCCUCUCAUUCGCUCCUCUCAUGCGCUCCUCUCAUUCGCUCCUCUCAUGCGCUCCUCUCAUUCGCUCCUCUCAUGCGCUCCUCUCAUUCGCUCCUCUCAUGCGCUCCUCUCAUUCGCUCCUCUCAUGCGCUCCUCUCAUUCGCUCCUCUCAUGCGCUCCUCUCAUUCGCUCCUCUCAUUCGCUCCUCUCAUUCGCUCCUCUCAUGCGCUCCUCUCAUUCGCUCCUCUCAUGCGCUCCUCUCAUUCGCUCCUCUCAUGCGCUCCUCUCAUUCGCUCCUCUCAUUCGCUCCUCUCAUUCGCUCCUCUCAUGCGCUCCUCUCAUUCGCUCCUCUCAUUCGCUCCUCUCAUUCGCUCCUCUCAUGCGCUCCUCUCAUUCGCUCCUCUCAUGCGCUCCUCUCAUUCGCUCCUCUCAUGCGCUCCUCUCAUUCGCUCCUCUCAUUCGCUCCUCUCAUUCGCUCCUCUCAUGCGCUCCUCUCAUUCGCUCCUCUCAUGCGCUCCUCUCAUUCGCUCCUCUCAUGCGCUCCUCUCAUUCGCUCCUCUCAUUCACUCCUCUCAUUCGCUCCUCUCAUGCGCUCCUCUCAUUCGCUCCUCUCAUGCGCUCAUCUCAUUCGCUCCUCUCAUGCGCUCCUCUCAUUCGCUCCUCUCAUGCGCUCCUCUCAUUCGCUCCUCUCAUGCGCUCCUCUCAUUCGCUCCUCUCAUGCGCUCCUCUCAUUCGCUCCUCUCAUGCGCUCGUCACAUUCGCUCCUCUCAUGCGCUCCUCUCAUUCGCUCCUCUCAUGCGCUCCUCUCAUUCGCUCCUCUCAUUCGCUCCUCUCAUUCGCUCCUCUCAUGCGCUCCUCUCAUUCGCUCCUCUCAUUCGCUCCUCUCAUUCGCUCCUCUCAUGCGCUCCUCUCAUUCGCUCCUCUCAUGCGCUCCUCUCAUUCGCUCCUCUCAUUCGCUCCUCUCAUGCGCUCCUCUCAUUCGCUCCUCUCAUGCGCUCCUCUCAUUCGCUCCUCUCAUGCGCUCCUCUCAUUCGCUCCUCUCAUUCAGCUCCUCUCAUUCGCUCCUCUCAUGCGCUCCUCUCAUUCGCUCCUCUCAUGCGCUCCUCUCAUUCGCUCCUCUCAUGCGCUCCUCUCAUUCGCUCCUCUCAUGCGCUCCUCUCAUGCGCUCCUCUCAUGCGCUCCUCUCAUGCGCUCCUCUCAUUCGCUCCUCUCAUGCGCUCCUCUCAUUCGCUCCUCUCAUGCGCUCCUCUCAUGCGCUCCUCUCAUUCGCUCCUCUCCCUCCUCUCAUUCGCUCCUCUCAUUCGCUCCUCUCAUUCGCUCCUCUCAUUCGCUCCUCUCAUUCGCUCCUCUCAUUCGCUCCUCUCAUGCGCUCCUCUCAUUCGCUCCUCUCAUGCGCUCCUCUCAUUCGCUCCUCUCAUGCGCUCCUCUCAUUCGCUCCUCUCAUGCGCUCCUCUCAUUCGCUCCUCUCAUUCGCUCCUGUCAUUCGCUCCUCUCAUGCGCUCCUCUCAUUCGCUCCUCUCAUGCGCUCCUCUCAUUCGCUCCUCUCAUUCGCUCCUCUCAUGCGCUCCUCUCAUUCGCUCCUCUCAUGCGCUCCUCUCAUUCGCUCCUCUCAUGCGCUCCUCUCAUUCGCUCCUCUCAUUCGCUCCUCUCAUUCGCUCCUCUCAUGCGCUCCUCUCAUUCGCUCCUCUCAUGCGCUCCUCUCAUUCGCUCCUCUCAUGCGCUCCUCUCAUUCGCUCCUCUCAUGCGCUCCUCUCAUUCGCUCCUCUCAUGCGCUCCUCUCAUUCGCUCCUCUCAUGCGCUCCUCUCAUUCGCUCCUCUCAUGCGCUCCUCUCAUUCGCUCCUCUCAUGCGCUCCUCUCAUUCGCUCCUCUCAUGCGCUCCUCUCAUUCGCUCCUCUCAUUCGCUCCUCUCAUUCGCUCCUCUCAUUCGCUCCUCUCAUGCGCUCCUCUCAUUCGCUCCUCUCAUUCGCUCCUCUCAUGCGCUCCUCUCAUUCGCUCCUCUCAUUCGCUCCUCUCAUUCGCUCCUCUCAUGCGCUCCUCUCAUUCGCUCCUCUCAUGCGCUCCUCUCAUUCGCUCCUCUCAUGCGCUCCUCUCAUUCGCUCCUCUCAUGCGCUCCUCUCAUUCGCUCCUCUCAUUCGCUCCUCUCAUUCGCUCCUCUCAUGCGCUCCUCUCAUUCGCUCCUCUCAUUCGCUCCUCUCAUUCGCUCCUCUCAUGCGCUCCUCUCAUUCGCUCCUCUCAUGCGCUCCUCUCAUUCGCUCCUCUCAUGCGCUCCUCUCAUUCGCUCCUCUCAUGCGCUCCUCUCAUUCGCUCCUCUCAUUCGCUCCUCUCAUUCGCUCCUCUCAUGCGCUCCUCUCAUUCGCUCCUCUCAUGCGCUCCUCUCAUUCGCUCCUCUCAUGCGCUCCUCUCAUUCGCUCCUCUCAUGCGCUCCUCUCAUUCGCUCCUCUCAUGCGCUCCUCUCAUUCGCUCCUCUCAUGCGCUCCUCUCAUUCGCUCCUCUCAUGCGCUCCUCUCAUUCGCUCCUCUCAUGCGCUCCUCUCAUUCGCUCCUCUCAUGCGCUCCUCUCAUUCGCUCCUCUCAUUCGCUCCUCUCAUUCGCUCCUCUCAUUCGCUCCUCUCAUUCGCUCCUCUCAUGCGCUCCUCUCAUUCGCUCCUCUCAUGCGCUCCUCUCAUUCGCUCCUCUCAUGCGCUCCUCUCAUUCGCUCCUCUCAUGCGCUCCUCUCAUUCGCUCCUCUCAUUCGCUCCUCUCAUUCGCUCCUCUCAUUCGCUCCUCUCAUUCGCUCCUCUCAUUCGCUCCUCUCAUUCGCUCCUCUCAUUCGCUCCUCUCAUUCGCUCCUCUCAUUCGCUCCUCUCAUUCGCUCCUCUCAUGCGCUCCUCUCAUUCGCUCCUCUCAUUCGCUCCUCUCAUUCGCUCCUCUCAUUCGCUCCUCUCAUUCGCUCCUCUCAUUCGCUCCUCUCAUGCGCUCCUCUCAUUCGCUCCUCUCAUUCGCUCCUCUCAUUCGCUCCUCUCAUUCGCUCCUCUCAUUCGCUCCUCUCAUUCGCUCCUCUCAUGCGCUCCUCUCAUUCGCUCCUCUCAUGCGCUCCUCUCAUUCGCUCCUCUCAUGCGCUCCUCUCAUUCGCUCCUCUCAUGCGCUCCUCUCAUCCUCUAUUCGCUCCUCUCAUGCGCUCCUCUCAUUCGCUCCUCUCAUGCGCUCCUCUCAUUCGCUCCUCUCAUGCGCUCCUCUCAUUCGCUCCUCUCAUGCGCUCCUCUCAUUCGCUCCUCUCAUGCGCUCCUCUCAUUCGCUCCUCUCAUGCGCUCCUCUCAUUCGCUCCUCUCAUGCGCUCCUCUCAUUCGCUCCUCUCAUGCGCUCCUCUCAUUCGCUCCUCUCAUGCGCUCCUCUCAUUCGCUCCUCUCAUGCGCUCCUCUCAUUCGCUCCUCUCAUGCGCUCCUCUCAUUCGCUCCUCUCAUUCGCUCCUCUCAUUCGCUCCUCUCAUGCGCUCCUCUCAUUCGCUCCUCUCAUUCGCUCCUCUCAUUCGCUCCUCUCAUGCGCUCCUCUCAUUCGCUCCUCUCAUGCGCUCCUCUCAUUCGCUCCUCUGAUUCGCUCCUCUCAUGCGCUCCUCUCAUUCGCUCCUCUCAUGCGCUCCUCUCAUUCGCUCCUCCCAUGCGCUCCUCUCAUUCGCUCCUCUCAUGCGCUCCUCUCAUUCGCUCCUCCCAUGCGCUCCUCUCAAUUCGCUCCUCUCAUGCGCUCCUCUCAUUCGCUCCUCUCAUGCGCUCCUCUCAUUCGCUCCUCUCAUUCGCUCCUCUCAUUCGCUCCUCUGAUUCGCUCCUCUCAUGCGCUCCUCUCAUUCGCUCCUCUCAUUCGCUCCUCUCAUUCGCUCCUCUCAUUCGCUCUCUCAUUCGCUCCUCUCAUUCGCUCCUCUCAUGCGCUCCUCUCAUUCGCUCCUCUCAUUCGCUCCUCUCAUUCGCUCCUCUCAUUCGCUCCUCUCAUUCGCUCCUCUCAUUCGCUCCUCUCAUGCGCUCCUCUCAUUCGCUCCUCUCAUUCGCUCCUCUCAUUCGCUCCUCUCAUGCGCUCCUCUCAUUCGCUCCUCUCAUGCGCUCCUCUCAUUCGCUCCUCUGAUUCGCUCCUCUCAUGCGCUCCUCUCAUUCGCUCCUCUCAUGCGCUCCUCUCAUUCGCUCCUCCCAUGCGCUCCUCUCAUUCGCUCCUCUCAUGCGCUCCUCUCAUUCGCUCCUCUCAUGCGCUCCUCUCAUUCGCUCCUCUCAUGCGCUCCUCUCAUUCGCUCCUCUCAUGCGCUCCUCUCAUUCGCUCCUCUCAUGCGCUCCUCUCAUUCGCUCCUCUCAUGCGCUCCUCUCAUUCGCUCCUCUCAUGCGCUCCUCUCAUUCGCUCCUCUCAUGCGCUCCUCUCAUUCGCUCCUCUCAUGCGCUCCUCUCAUUCGCUCCUCUCAUGCGCUCCUCUCAUUCGCUCCUCUCAUGCGCUCCUCUCAUUCGCUCCUCUCAUUCGCUCCUCUCAUUCGCUCCUCUCAUUCGCUCCUCUCAUGCGCUCCUCUCAUUCGCUCCUCUCAUUCGCUCCUCUCAUUCGCUCCUCUCAUUCGCUCCUCUCAUUCGCUCCUCUCAUUCGCUCCUCUCAUUCGCUCCUCUCACUCGCUCCUCUCAUGCGCUCCUCUCAUUCGCUCCUCUCAUUCGCUCCUCUCAUUCGCUCCUCUCAUGCGCUCCUCUCAUUCGCUCCUCUCAUGCGCUCCUCUCAUUCGAUCCUCUCAUUCGCUCCUCUCAUUCGCUCCUCUCAUGCGCUCCUCUCAUUCGCUCCUCUCAUGCGCUCCUCUCAUUCGCUCCUCUCAUGCGCUCCUCUCAUUCGCUCCUCUCAUGCGCUCGUCACAUUCGCUCCUCUCAUGCGCUCCUCUCAUUCGCUCCUCUCAUGCGCUCCUCUCAUUCGCUCCUCUCAUGCGCUCCUCUCAUUCGCUCCUCUCAUGCGCUCCUCUCAUUCGCUCCUCUCAUGCGCUCCUCUCAUUCGCUCCUCUCAUGCGCUCCUCUCAUUCGCUCCUCUCAUGCGCUCCUCUCAUUCGCUCCUCUCAUGCGCUCCUCUCAUUCGCUCCUCUCAUGCGCUCCUCUCAUUCGCUCCUCUCAUUCGCUCCUCUCAUUCGCUCCUCUCAUGCGCUCCUCUCAUUCGCUCCUCUCAUGCGCUCCUCUCAUUCGCUCCUCUCAUGCGCUCCUCUCAUUCGCUCCUCUCAUUCGCUCCUCUCAUUCGCUCCUCUCAUGCGCUCCUCUCAUUCGCUCCUCUCAUGCGCUCCUCUCAUUCGCUCCUCUCAUGCGCUCCUCUCAUUCGCUCCUCUCAUUCGCUCCUCUCAUUCGCUCCUCUCAUUCGCUCCUCUCAUGCGCUCCUCUCAUUCGCUCCUCUCAUUCGCUCCUCUCAUUCGCUCCUCUCAUUCGCUCCUCUCAUGCGCUCCUCUCAUUCGCUCCUCUCAUUCGCUCCUCUCAUUCGCUCCUCUCAUGCGCUCCUCUCAUUCGCUCCUCUCAUGCGCUCCUCUCAUUCGCUCCUCUCAUGCGCUCCUCUCAUUCGCUCCUCUCAUUCGCUCCUCUCAUUCGCUCCUCUCAUUCGCUCCUCUCAUGCGCUCCUCUCAUUCGCUCCUCUCAUGCGCUCGUCUCAUUCGCUCCUCUCAUGCACUCCUCUCAUUCGCUCCUCUCAUUCGCUCCUCUCAUUCGCUCCUCUCAUGCGCUCCUCUCAUUCGCUCCUCUCAUGCGCUCCUCUCAUUCGCUCCUCUCAUGCGCUCCUCUCAUUCGCUCCUCUCAUGCGCUCCUCUCAUUCGCUCCUCUCAUGCGCUCCUCUCAUUCGCUCCUCUCAUGCGCUCCUCUCAUUCGCUCCUCUCAUGCGCUCCUCUCAUUCGCUCCUCUCAUGCGCUCCUCUCAUUCGCUCAUCUCAUGCGCUCCUCUCAUUCGCUCCUCUCAUGCGCUCCUCUCAUUCGCUCCUCUCAUGCGCUCGUCACAUUCGCUCCUCUCAUGCGCUCCUCUCAUUCGCUCCUCUCAUGCGCUCCUCUCAUUCGCUCCUCUCAUGCGCUCCUCUCAUUCGCUCCUCUCAUGCGCUCCUCUCAUUCGCUCCUCUCAUGCGCUCCUCUCAUUCGCUCCUCUCAUUCGCUCCUCUCAUUCGCUCCUCUCAUGCGCUCCUCUCAUUCGCUCCUCUCAUGCGCUCCUCUCAUUCGCUCCUCUCAUGCGCUCCUCUCAUUCGCUCCUCUCAUUCGCUCCUCUCAUUCGCUCCUCUCAUGCGCUCCUCUCAUUCGCUCCUCUCAUGCGCUCCUCUCAUUCGCUCCUCUCAUUCGCUCCUCUCAUGCGCUCCUCUCAUUCGCUCCUCUCAUUCGCUCCUCUCAUUCGCUCCUCUCAUGCGCUCCUCUCAUGCGCUCCUCUCAUGCGCUCCUCUCAUGCGCUCCUCUCAUUCGCCCCUCUCAUGCGCUCCUCUCAUUCGCUCCUCUCAUGCGCUCCUCUCAUUCGCUCCUCUCAUUCGCUCCUCUCAUGCGCUCCUCUCAUUCGCUCCUCUCAUUCGCUCCUCUCAUUCGCUCCUCUCAUGCGCUCCUCUCAUUCGCUCCUCUCAUGCGCUCCUCUCAUUCGCUCCUCUCAUGCGCUCCUCUCAUUCGCUCCUCUCAUGCGCUCCUCUCAUUCGCUCCUCUCAUGCGCUCGUCACAUUCGCUCCUCUCAUGCGCUCCUCUCACUCGCUCCUCUCAUGCGCUCCUCUCAUUCGCUCCUCUCAUUCGCUCCUCUCAUUCGCUCCUCUCAUUCGCUCCUCUCAUUCACUCCUCUCAUGCGCUCCUCUCAUUCGCUCCUCUCAUUCGCUCCUCUCAUUCGCUCCUCUCAUGCGCUCUCUCAUUCGCUCCUCUCAUUCGCUCCUCUCAUUCGCUCCUCUCAUUCGCUCCUCUCAUGCGCUCCUCUCAUUCGCUCCUCUCAUUCGCUCCUCUCAUUCGCUCCUCUCAUGCGCUCCUCUCAUUCGCUCCUCUCAUGCGCUCCUCUCAUUCGCUCCUCUCAUUCGCUCCUCUCAUUCGCUCCUCUCAUGCGCUCCUCUCAUUCGCUCCUCUCAUGCGCUCCUCUCAUUCGCUCCUCUCAUGCGCUCCUCUCAUUCGCUCCUCUCAUUCGCUCCUCUCAUUCGCUCCUCUCAUGCGCUCCUCUCAUUCGCUCCUCUCAUGCGCUCCUCUCAUUCGCUCCUCUCAUGCGCUCCUCUCAUUCGCUCCUCUCAUGCGCUCCUCUCAUUCGCUCCUCUCAUGCGCUCCUCUCAUUCGCUCCUCUCAUGCGCUCCUCUCAUUCGCUCCUCUCAUGCGCUCCUCUCAUUCGCUCCUCUCAUGCGCUCCUCUCAUUCGCUCCUCUCAUGCGCUCCUCUCAUUCGCUCCUCUCAUUCGCUCCUCUCAUUCGCUCCUCUCAUUCGCUCCUCUCAUGCGCUCCUCUCAUUCGCUCCUCUCAUGCGCUCCUCUCAUUCGCUCCUCUCAUGCGCUCCUCUCAUUCGCUCCUCUCAUUCGCUCCUCUCAUUCGCUCCUCUCAUUCGCUCCUCUCAUGCGCUCCUCUCAUUCGCUCCUCUCAUUCGCUCCUCUCAUUCGCUCCUCUCAUUCGCUCCUCUCAUUCGCUCCUCUCAUUCGCUCCUCUCAUGCGCUCCUCUCAUUCGCUCCUCUCAUUCGCUCCUCUCAUUCGCUCCUCUCAUGCGCUCCUCUCAUUCGCUCCUCUCAUGCGCUCCUCUCAUUCGCUCCUCUGAUUCGCUCCUCUCAUGCGCUCUUCUCAUUCGCUCCUCUCAUGCGCUCCUCUCAUUCGCUCCUCCCAUGCGCUCCUCUCAUUCGCUCCUCUCAUGCGCUCGUCACAUUCGCUCCUCUCAUGCGCUCCUCUCAUUCGCUCCUCUCAUGCGCUCCUCUCAUUCGCUCCUCUCAUGCGCUCCUCUCAUUCGCUCCUCUCAUGCGCUCCUCUCAUUCGCUCCUCUCAUGCGCUCCUCUCAUUCGCUCCUCUCAUGCGCUCCUCUCAUUCGCUCCUCUCAUGCGCUCCUCUCAUUCGCUCCUCUCAUGCGCUCCUCUCAUUCGCUCCUCUCAUGCGCUCCUCUCAUUCGCUCCUCUCAUUCGCUCCUCUCAUUCGCUCCUCUCAUGCGCUCCUCUCAUUCGCUCCUCUCAUGCGCUCCUCUCAUUCGCUCCUCUCAUGCGCUCCUCUCAUUCGCUCCUCUCAUUCGCUCCUCUCAUUCGCUCCUCUCAUGCGCUCCUCUCAUUCGCUCCUCUCAUGCGCUCCUCUCAUUCGCUCCUCUCAUGCGCUCCUCUCAUUCGCUCCUCUCAUUCGCUCCUCUCAUUCGCUCCUCUCAUGCGCUCCUCUCAUUCGCUCCUCUCAUGCGCUCCUCUCAUUCGCUCCUCUCAUUCGCUCCUCUCAUUCGCUCCUCUCAUGCGCUCCUCUCAUUCGCUCCUCUCAUGCGCUCCUCUCAUUCGCUCCUCUCAUGCGCUCCUCUCAUGCGCUCCUCUCAUUCGCCCCUCUCAUGCGCUCCUCUCAUUCGCUCCUCUCAUGCGCUCCUCUCAUUCGCUCCUCUCAUGCGCUCCUCUCAUUCGCUCCUCUCAUUCGCUCCUCUCAUUCGCUCCUCUCAUUCGCUCCUCUCUUGCGCUCCUCUCUUGCGCUCCUCUCACGUGCCAGGCACGCAGCUAGCGCAGCUGGGCGCGUGGGACGCACACGGCACGCCUUCCCCACCCGCCACCACUGCAGGUGGAGGGGAAGGGACCGAGAGAGAGGAGGGAAAUGCGGCAUCUGGAUUGCAUGGUGAUUCGAAAGAGGGAGGGGAGGGAGUAGGAGGAGGGGAGGGAGUUGGUCGGGAUGGAGUUUCCAGGAAGGUACUGGGGGGAGUGAGGCAGGCGGCGCUGGUGUGUGGGGAUGGCAUGCUGGUGAGCUACGCGUGGAAGCGCCACAUCGCUGCUCAUGCCGCCACCACCGCUGCCAAGCGCACCGGAGGCGCCCUCCCCUCUCUGCGCCCAUCGGUUCCUCGUCCCUGCAUGCAUCUCGCCGUCCUCCUCCAAACCGAAUGCGCCGCUGCUCCCCUGCGUUCCCAUCUCACUACCACACCACGGGCCACGGCCACUUCAUGCAUCUUGUUCAACUAUUCUUCUUCUCUUCCCUCUCCCCAUUUCCCCUUCCCCCUAGUGGCGCUCGCGGCAUUUCAGCGCCACAGGCAGCGCUGCUUCCCGGCCCUCGCGGCGCCGCCUCUCACGCUCGCUGCACUCGCCCGCCACCUCGCCCACCGACCCACAGCCUGCCCUGCUGACGCCACGGCACUGCCUGCUGCUGCUGCUGCUGCUGCUGCUGGCAGUGGUGGCGGGGGGAAGGUGCAGGUAGCAGGUGGUGAUGAAAGUGGGGAAGGCACAUGCGCUGCCACCGAUGCUGCCACUGCCGCUACUGCCCCUCAUGCUGCUGCUGCUGCUGCUGCUGCUGCUGCUGCUGCUGCUGCUGCUGCAACAACACGCUCAGAAGGAGCAGCAGAAGCCACCUCCGUCAACACAGGUGCUUCUGGGGAAGGUACUCCUGCAGCUGCUGCCGAUACGCCUGCUGCCGCUUCCGAAGCUGGCCGCGAUGGCCCGGGACCAGGGUUGGGCCGAGCCACCCCACCAGCAGGCUUGGGGGUGAUGGGGGCGCUAGGUGCGGUUGGACUCGGUCGGGGGAGGGUGGGGGGACUGGUUCGCGGCCUUGGGGCGUUUGGGCGGAUGGGGGGGAUAGGAGGAAGUAUAGGGGGGAGUAUUGGGGGAAUGGGGGCAGGGGCGGGGGGGGGUGUGGGGGGGGGGAAUGCAAUGGAGGCGGAUGACCUGGGGGGGGGCGAUGAGAUGAUGAUGCUGGGGGGGGACUUUGGCGGCGAGGACAUGGACGUGGAUGUGGAUGGGCGCGGCGCGGCCGAUGGGGGGGACGGGGGAGGCGCUCAGGCAGAGGAGCAGGAGGCAGGUGGGACGGAGGGAGAGGGAAUGGGAGGCGUGGAGAGGAAUGAAGGGCGAAGGCCGGUCUCUGGUACUGGGGAAGGAGGUGGGGAAGGGGGAGAAGGGCGUGGGGUGGAAAAAGCAGAGGGGGCAGGGGCGAAGGGAGGUGAAGGGGGGAAUGAAAGCAAGGUAGGGCGUGCGGGUGGGGUGACAGGAAAAUCAAUGAGUGGUGGUGAUGUUGGCGCUGGCAGUGUGGGUGGCACUGGCGACACUGAUGCUCCUGGUGCUGCUCAUGCGCAUGCUGGCGCAGCGGGAGCCAAGGCCGUGAAGAGGAGGCGGGGCGAGGGGGGUGGCGGGGAGGGCGGCAUGGAGGGGAGCAGCGACCCCGUGCUGCGCGGUGUGCUGCAGCGCGUGCGCGUGGCGUGCCCCUCCUUGCACCUCGCCCUGCUGCGCCGCUCCUCCUGGCCGACCCACCUCAUGGGGCACACCGGCACAUGCGCUGCUGCUGUGCAUGAUGGGGGGGGGAGGGCAGGGCGAAUGGAGAGGGGGGAGAGAGACGAGGGAGGAGAGAACAGGGAGAGGGAGAAGGGGCAAGUGAAGAAGGAGAAAGUGGAGCAGGAGCAAGGAGAGGCGACAGAAGAAGCACCCCCUUCAAGAAAAGCUCCUUUAGAACUGCAAGCCUCGCCCGCUCAAAGACGAGGGCUGGGGCAAGGGGGAGCCCAGGUCGUGUGUCCUCCAGGAGUGAUUGAGGCGAGGGUUCCUGGAGCCUUCCGUGCAGUGAUCUCCCUCAUGCCAGCUGGCAGCUCACGAGUGGAUGGGGUCGCUGUGUUUGGGACAAACGAGGUGGGGCCGCACGUGCAUGCAUGGGGGCAGUCACACCACAUGGCCUUCCAGCUCAUAACUGCACAAGCACGGCAAGCGGUGCACAAGCUGCGCUGUGCUGCCUCAACGCAUCCCUCCGCAGGAGCAUGCAGCACUCCGCCUCUGCAAGGCCUGCUGGUGAGACCUCUUCAACCCGCUCCCUUCCUCGUGUGA